AUGGGAUUGGUGGCACCAACGCCUUCAUCGCGCUUUAUCACUACCUUGGAACGCAAAUAUGGACGAAAUGUAUUGCCUAACAUGUUCGAUGUAAAGGCAAAAGAGGCUUCGCCACGGCCAUACGCAUACGUCUUGAAGACGCCGAACCCAUCAGACGGCUUUGACGAAGUCACAUAUCCCAUGAUUGCAAAUGCAGUAAACAGAGCGUCGUGGUGGCUUGUUAACGAAGUCGGAUUGGCCGAGGGAGAGGUCUUUGGCUACAUGGGGCCGUCGGAUUUGAGGUAUCUGGUUCUUAUCCUUGCGUCGGCGAAGACUGGUAGAAAGAUAAUGCUACCGUCCUUAAGAAACACUGUCUCGGCGCAGAAAAUUCUCUUCCAACGGACAAACGUCAGCAUCGUCCUAUACGGAGGCGAAUUGAAAAAGAAUCUUCAACCGUUAUUCGACGCCCUUCCCGAGAUUAAAACGAGAGAAGUGCUUAGCUACAAAGAGCUUCUCGAUUCAACCGUAGUGCCUCACUAUAAAGCCCGAGAAAUCACGGAUGAGAAUUCCAAUGAACCAAUGUUCUUUCUACACACCUCAGGAACAUCCGGUAAUCCCAAACCGGUUGGGCAAAGUCCGGCAUUUUGGCUCGCCACUAGUUCAUUUCUCGAUGUUCCGGAGGAUGGUGGUGACACUCACAACACUAUACAUUUAUUAACAAACACCAUUUUGUUACAGUUCUUUCCGCUAUUUCAUAUGGGAGGCCUAUUUUUCUUCCUACUAACAGCAAUCCUGGAUUCGUCUGUUGUCGUCAAUCACACAGCAGCAGCAAUCACAGCCGAGCAUGUGAUCGACAUCAUAAACCAAGGACUUGCAACAUCCCUAGCCGCAGCAGAUUCAAUUCUUACAGAUCUAUCCCGAACCAAAGAGGGUCUGGAAGCCCUAUCAAAGAUGGACAAAGUUAUCUACGUAGGAGGCCCCUUGUCCUCCCGAACAGGUAGCAUCAUCGCUCCACGAGUGAAGAAUCUGUCCAGUGCUAUUGGACUAACUGAAAAUGCACUUUUGCAUUGCACUGUAUUGAGAGGGACCAAAUAUUGGGAUUGUCUUAGAUUCAACACCCGUGUCGGUUAUCGAUUUGAUGAGGUCUCCACGGGUGUUUAUGAACUGGUUAUUUCUUUGAGUCCUAAACAUAGGAUGUUUCAUCCAGUUGCCUUGAUUUUUCCGGACAUUGAAGAGUACCGUACGAAGGACCUGUAUGCUCGUAUUCCGGAGAUUGAUAACUGUUACCGGUACCAAGGCCGACGAGAUGAUCUGAUCGUUCUGUCGAAUGGAGAAAAGAUUAACCCCGUUCCGCUAGAGAAUAUUGUUGCGAGUCAUCCAAUUGUGAAGAAUGCCUUGUUUGUUGGAGAGCACCAAUUCUUGCCUUCAUUGCUCAUCGAACCCAGGGAGGGAUAUGCAGUCAACAACGAAGAAGAAUCGCGUGAGAUGACAGAGAAACUAUGGGGCAUAAUCAGCGAAGCAAACCUGCAGGCACCACGAUUCUCGCGCGUGCCAAAGUCAUUGGUGUAUAUCCUCAAACCAACGGAGACAUUCGCCCGAAGCGGGAAGAUGACUGUCCAACGCCAACUCACGGUUCUCAAAUUCGCCGCUCAGAUCGAUGCACUCUACUCAUCAGCUGGAGAAGGUCUGUUGAGUGAGGGAUUAGAGUUGACGGAUCCAUCGAGCCCCGAAGCAAUAAAAUCUUUCGCUAAGAAACUCUACGUUCAAAUCCUGGAUUCCGAUGAAUGCGCGCGUAUAGUAGGCGACCAUGACAACGUUUUUGAUCUGGGCAUGGAUUCGCUACAAGUUACAAUUGCAGUGCAGAAAUUGAAGGCUGCACUUAGAGCGCAGAAUCUCAAUGUCGAUAGCAGCAAAAUCGGGCCGCAUUUUUUCUAUACUUCUCCAUCCAGCAAUCAACUUGCUCAGGCCAUUGAUCAGCUUAUCAAUGGGGUGAAAAAAGAAGGUACCGCCGAGGUUCACAGCAAAGAAAACGACCGAAAAACUUAUAUGCAGGCUAUGAUUGACAAGUACAAGGUCGGCUUUGACGUUGAACUUGCCCUCAAAAAGACACGCGCAGAUAGCCUAACUGUUGUGCUCACUGGGUCGACGGGCUCCUUGGGAAGCUAUCUUCUACAUUCCUUGAUUGAGAAUCCCCGUAUAGCCAAGAUCAUUUGUCUCAAUCGUUCGGCAGAUGCUCAAAAGAGACAGACAGCACAGAACAAACACAAGGAUUUGCUUACACCAUGGGAAUCGUCAGAUGCACAAUCAAAUCCAGUGGAAUUCUUGACAGCAGACUUGUCGAAGCCCGACUUGGGCCUCGGAGAGGAGACAUACAAUCAACUUUUGGGGAGUAUCGAUGCAAUCAUUCACAAUGCUUGGAAAGUUGAUUUCAAUCACACCGUCGAGUCCUUUGAGAAGGGGCACAUUGCCGGUACGCGCCAUCUGGUAGAUCUGAGCAGGAAGUGUACAUACAGAGCCCCGAUAUUGUUCAUAUCAAGUAUCUCUACAGCCCUGAACUGGGCCCAAAAGAAUCCCGGACAAAGCGUCCCAGAAUCAAUCAUUGACGACCUCGACAGCCCCGAGUUCUUUGGGUACGGAGAAUCCAAAUACAUCUCCGAAAGAUUAAUUGAGGCUCACAGCUCCUCUUCGGGAUUUACCUCUUCUGUCUUGAGAGUAGGUCAGAUCGCAGGACCCGUCUUAUCUACAGCCGGUAUUUGGAAUUUGCAGGAAUGGUUUCCUAGUUUACUGGCUAGUUCGAAGCAUUUGGGUUUACUUCCGGAAUCUUUGGGCACGAUCAAUAGUAUCAGUUGGGUACCGGUUGAUAUUCUAGCGAGGAUCAUUGUGCAGCUUCUAAGUCAGACGUAUGAUACUGAAGCAGACAAAAGUGUCUUGAAAGUAUACAAUCUGGUGAACCCAAAAAUCGUGUCUUGGUCUGCUCUCCUGGGCACAGCUCAAAAUGGUCUUGGUGGACCUGAGAAAAUCCGCAUUGUACCACUGGCCGAAUGGGUGGAAGCCUUGGAGCGCAGUGCACAGGAUAAUCAUGGGUUUGUGGUUGAGAGUAACCCUGCUAUUAAAUUACUUGGAUUCUGGAGGGCUAUCUCAGAGAAGAGAGAACAAUCCCUAACCAAUAAGCCGACAGAAGCCAUUGGUAAUGCCAGUGACGAAAAGGGACUAACAGAUGAACAGAAAGUUCAAGGUGUGCAGCAGAUCAAGUCCGGCAGAAUAAAUGUAUGGAUGAAGCAAUGGAUGAGAAAAUUGCUUAGUUGGAAAGAUACAUCAAACAAAACUCGACAGGCCAUGUUUGAUGAGCCGUUAAAGUCUAAUGGCCAUGUUAAUGGUGAGAAUGAAUCACAAGAUGAGUAUGAGGUCACAACUCUUCUGAAAGACAGUUCAGAGGCAUCCAACUUACGUGCUGUUUCGUCCGAUUGGAUGAAGAUAUGGUUGAAGCAGUGGGCUUUUUGA
Messenger RNA from Talaromyces marneffei, 3480 nucleotides. RefSeq lists its product as uncharacterized. The coding region runs from base 1 to 3480 and encodes 1159 amino acids. The record is from RefSeq and is a predicted model, not a curated record. The transcript is spliced from 4 exons. Lineage: Eukaryota; Fungi; Ascomycota; Eurotiomycetes; Eurotiales; Trichocomaceae.